AUGGCUGCCGUGCGGCUGGUUCGACUCAGACUGAUUGCCGAGCUCCUGAUGCGCCGCGAACGUGUGUACCGCGAUCACACGAACAUCUUCGAAGUGUUCGACAAAGACGAGCUUCAAAGGCGAUUCCGGUUUGGUCGCGCGGGCAUCGCGUACCUCGCCGAGCUCCUGCGUGAUGAUCUUGAACAUUUGACCAGCUGGAGCCACGCCUUGAACGUUGAGCAACAAUUGGUGCUCGCGCUCAAAUUCUUCGCGACUGGUGGUUUUUUGAUCACGGCAGGCGAUACCAUCAACGUGCACGAAUCGACGGCCAGCCGCACCAUUCGGCGAGUUGCUCUCGUCCGCCACUGCUCAGCUUGGAUACGCUGGCCCUCACCGAACGAGCUAGCUGAGGCACAGACCAGCUUCUACCGCCUGGGCGGCUUCCCCUGCGUGGUGGGUGCAACAGACGGCACGCACGUAAGGAUCCAGGUACCCGAGGAUAACGACGAGGUGUAUGUCAACCGUCAUUUCUACCAUUCUAUCAACGUUCAGCUCGUCGUCGACGCCAACUGCCGGAUCCUUGACAUCGUCGCAAAAUCAUUGUCUGUCAUUAAUCUCACCGCCGGCCUUGGUCAGGUGCUCCGCAGCCGCUGGGGACUGAGGGCCGUUGGUUAA
Molecule: messenger RNA, 654 nt
Organism: Dermacentor silvarum
Lineage: Eukaryota; Metazoa; Arthropoda; Arachnida; Ixodida; Ixodidae
Product: putative nuclease HARBI1
Exons: 3
Coding region: 1-654 (217 amino acids)
Source: RefSeq, a predicted model, not a curated record